ACCAUUGUAAUACUAAAUGCACUGUACUUACAUAGAUGCCUUGUCGUUUCUCUGCUCCGCAGAGCAGAAAUCGGGGUUCAGUGCAACAAAUACACCAACCAUCAAUGCGUCAAUUCUUGGCAGAUUUGUGCUUUCUGCUUUCACAAAGCCGGCAUCCAUAAUUAGUUUAGUCAAAAAAAAACAAAUUUACUGUUUUUUUCUUUCCUAAAGUUAAUUGUUUUAAGAUAAAUUUAGUCAGACGAUAGAAUCCACCUACAGUAACACGCGAAUGACAUUUAGUUGUUUACCACAAGAGACGUCAAAAUCAUGGCGGAUGUGGCGAACAGCGUUUUUAGUGUUUAAAAAAUAUAGACUAAAAAAUAUUUUUUUAAAUUAAAUUUCUACAGCAAUCUUCUGCUUUUAUGAAGUGAAAUCGAUAUAUUAAGGUUCCUUAGACUAAACACUUUAAGAAAUAAACAUUUAUUUAAUACAAUUCGACAUGAGUAAACUAGCCUAUUGUGCCGAUGUAAAUUUUACAGUGUUUUGACAUGUAUUUUGUCCACAAAACACAUACUUUAUAAUAUUGUCACUCAUCUUUGUGAUAGUAAAUAUCAAACACAAAAUUUCAAAUAAAACAAACAAACCAGAGCGUUGUACAUAUAAUACCACGAGGUUCACGAGCGCUAUGAUCAGUUGUGAAAGCGUAAUGGAAGACAGCAAGUGAUGUGGGGACGGUGCGAGAGAGUGGAAGAUAGAGAAAGAGCGAAAUAGAGAGAGGCGCGUAGUGUGAAAUACAUGCUUCGCUGCAGCUGCACGCACAACACUUUAUUAACGAUUUUUGUUACUUCCGCUUGUCCAAAUCGGCAGAUUAUAUGUUUUCCAUGAUCCUUGAAUUAUUACAUUAAAUAAAAAAAUCAACCGCGCUCGAGAAUGUCCAGAGACAUCGUUUUUUUUUGCAACUUUGCAACCCUCCCACUCCCUUUCGUCACGCUCAAAUCGUCAGAUUAUUGAAAUGCAAUUAAUUACUUAAACCACCAUACCUUAAUCUGACGUGCUCGAGUAUUUCCGUCUAUCGUUUUUUUUUUACUAUUCUGAUCGGCUGGUCUACGCGCGCGGCACUACAUGGAAACCUCAGAUUAGAGGUACUCUACUAGAUAUAAGGUAUCUUCCCAUAUAUUAAUCUGCCGCGCUCGAGUAAAUCCCCAAAUCCCCUCUUGGGCUCCCCUAUUAUUAUGAAUAAUCAUGCACUAUUACUAGGUCACAUACGAAUACGAACAUGCAUCCUUUAUGUAAACGAAAGUUUGAAAUCGAGUUUCUGAACGCAACUUAAAGUGACAUUUGGUUGACGAUUUAGGUUAUCAAUGGUUAUCAACCAUUCAUAUUGAAGUCUAAUAUUGAAGAAUUGGCUGUAUGGAUUUCAUUAACGGAGUGUUAAAAAAGGGUUCCAAGAUUUUUUUGCAAACCGUACUUUUCAAGCGACAUUUGACAGAUAGAGCUCCCAGAAUUGGCAGCGCCGCAGAGCGGAGCACAGGCGUACUAGUUUCCCGGCUCGAAUACCAGCUUUCAGCCAGCUCGGCACAAGGAUUUCUAGGUGCCCAUCUAACAUCCCUGCGCAUUAUACCAUAGAGAAAAGUAAUAUUAUUUUUACUAGAAACAUUAUACUCUACAUAUACUUGUAUGUGCUGUGGUUUGUGAAAUUAAAAAUAUUUUUUUUAAAAUAGUUUUGCUUGGUGUAGUGUUGACGUUAAUUGGUAUAAGUGAAAACCGUGGUGCAUUAAUAUUAUACUUAUUAUUUUACACCGCACAGCAAUAUGUAAAUAAGCCUAUGUCUAUUUUAUUAAAGUAUACCUUUUCUUUUGGCACAGCAAUGAUUCUAAUACGAUUUACAUAUUCAUUAGUCAAACCAUUAUGCACUACUGUUUGUAAACAAUCAAUUUUUGCUUAUCAGAAAUGUAACUUUCAUAGCCUAGCUUUGAAGCAAACAUUUUAUAUUAAAAAUAAAAUCUGCUUCCGGACUUGUCUUACUACCACAUCACAAGAAACUGAUAAAAGCAAUUACACAGUCAAGGAACAGAUAAUCACAAAAAUGAAUUUUCAGUCUACAGAGCAUGCUAUAGCUUUUUAUAAAUUACCUAUAAAAACGUUACUGCAUUUAUAUAAUGUUACCAGAAAUGAUGAAAAACAUGGAUAUUGUAAAAACAGGUUAUAUUAUGUAUCUUCUAAGUUAAAGUGCCCACCUUCACUACUAAGUAAAUAUGUUGCUAAAAGAACUUUCAUUUAUAGCUUAUCAUUUGAUUGGCUGGAGAAAUCGUUAAAUGUGUUACUGGAAAUGGGAGUUUCUUGUGACCGUAUCAUUAGAGAUUUAUGGGUUCUAAAAUAUAAGGCUGAAACUAUACAAGAGAGAUUAAAAAGAGUCAAAGCUAUGGGUAUAGACAAUAUGUAUCCAUGGAUGGUUAGAUGUUCAGAAGAUAUAUUAAAUAGACAUGUAUCAAUUUCUCAAGAAACGACACAUAUUCUUGGCAAUAAUGAAAACAUACAUACAUAUCUUGCAAGACGUCUCAAUACGACAGUAGAAGAUGUGGAAGAAAUGUGUAUUAAGACGCCAGCUUUAAAGACUAUAAGAGCCAUCAAGGUAAAACAUUUUUUGGACUAUUUAAUAAGUGAGGGCAUCACUCCUGAAGAUAUUGCAAAAAAACCUCGAAUACUCGCUGCUUCUCAAAAAACAGUAAAAAAAAGGGUGGAUAAAUUAAGGCAGUUAGGUUUUCAAGCUAUCAAUUUAAAUAUACUUUGUAGAAGCAAAAAACAUUUCAAAAAAUUUUGUGAUGCUUUUGAAAUUUCUACUAAAAAUAGUUUUGACUAGUUUUAAUAAAUUAAUCUGUAAAGUACAAAAUAAUAAAAUGCUUUAUCUUGUUUUUUUUUUUUAUUUCGACACCAAUUAUUAGCUUAGCCCAAAAGUAAGCACUGUAAGGCUUGUGUUAUUGGAUACUAGGGUAACGGAUAGAAUAGAAUAGUUUAUUAUAUUUUUAAAGAAAUACAUAUUAAACAUCCAUGACUGGAGUACAAAUACUCGUAUUCAUCACACACACAUCUGCCCCCACCGGAAUUCGAACCCGGGACCUCUCGAGUCGGCGUCACCAUCAAACCCGGCGUACAAACCACUCGGCCACGGAGGUCGUCAAAUAUCUCGUUAGACUUUCAUUUAGGAUAUACAGAAAGCUCAGUAUAUAAAAUUAAUUAUGGUCUUAUUUUUUUUUCUUUGUUUUUUGCCUUUUUACCCGGCUGCGCAAUGCAAAAGCGCGAAGCGCGACGCGUAGACAGGGUUAUGUGUUUAACAGUCUAUAUAUGUAUGUUUGUUCCUUUGUGGCACACUAGAGACCAAACGCCUGGACCGAUUUUGAUGAUUCAUACAUCAAUCGAUUCGUCUCAAUCAUGGGAGUGCUACUAAAGAUAUGAUAGUAAUCAAAAUUCAAUAUGGGCAAAAUUAGGCGCCAUAUUGUGACGAAGUAAAAAAAAUAAGUUGACAAAAUAUGUCGAGUGGGGUAUCAUUGUCUAGAUAAUCAAAAAUCAUAUUUAGGUUCCUAACACCAUUUUUCAUUUUAUGUGAUUGUUUAGGAUCUACAACGCUUUAAAGUUGUAUAUUAACCACUUACGCUUUUAAUUUCAAUCUUACGUUUAUAUGGAUCUUUGUUACUCUUUCACCUAAAAAAUACUGAAUGGAUUUUAAUGAAACUUAACAGUAAUAUAGCUCAUAUAUGAUUAUUACAUAUACAUAUAUAAUAAUUUAUGUAGUUAUUGAGUGAAUUGGCCAAUGUAUAACAAUAAGUGUCACAUAAGACGGAAAAAAAUCUCCCAUCUGCGAGCCAUUUUGACCUGCACUGCAAAAACAAUAAAAGUUAUAUGAAUGUAAUGUAGAGUGAAAAUGUAUCUCUUAAAUAGUUCUAAAAAAAAGUCCGUGACACCAUAUAUCUAUUUUUAAUGUGUGAGUCAUUACCGCUAAAAUAGUGAAUCAAAACUAAAAAAAUAUUUGAUAUCUAUUUCCAAAAUGCACAUUUUGAUUAACAAAUCAUUUUUUUAUCCAAACAAAUACUUUUAUCGCUUUUGAUAUUUAAAGGCGAUAAACUUUGCUUUUUACACUAUGUUAUUUCGACAAAUAUUUAAAAAGUUACAACGAUGACAAAGUGAUAGCGCGGUGUACUAUGUAAGAGAAAAAAAAAGGGGUAUUCGCAGUAUCUGAUCCUAUACGAAGUACUAACAAUAAAACUGUGAUACAGUUCCUUCUUAUUAAAUGAUGAAAAAUAUAUUAUCAUAAUAGGUAUUUAUGAUUAUUGAAUUUUAAUGAAAAACUCAGAAUUUUACUGUUUUUCAUUUUUUUUAACGAUAUUACUUAAUGUUACAAAAAAGGUUUACUAAAUAUAAUGACAAAUAACCCAUUUUUCGCUAGUAAGUACAUACUUAUUGGAAUCCCUGUAUUUAUUAAUCAGCUCGCGAUAAUAUUGGUUUUGUAAUAAUUCUGCAAAAAUCAAAGUAAAUAAUGUAGAUUUUUAUAGGUACAUCACCCCUUUCAUCACCCUACGGCUAUAAGUAUUGCGAUGUUGUAGCUAAGAACCAAGUUCCCAUCUACUUCUAUAUGGGAAUUCAUUAUAUUCGAUUUAGCUAUUAAGGCACGGAAGCGCAACAAACAAACUCACUUUCGCAUCUAUAAUAUUAUAUUAUACUUACUAGUGAUCCACCCGGGUAUUGUACGGGCGAAAUUUAUUUAUCGGGAUAAAAUAUAGCCAAUGUCACUCGGACAAAAUGUAUUUAAAUAAAGAUAAAUGUUAUAUUAAAUAAUGUAGCUACCUUAUGAUGAAUUAAUAUUUGAAACCGGUUCAGUAGUUUGACAGAUUAUUUGUUACAAACAUACAAAUCUUGCCUCUUUAUAAUAUUAGUAUAGAUAGUUAGGAUAAGAUAAGUAUUUAAUUGAUGAAAAAGAUUUAAAAAUAAAGUAAGUAAUAGGUUUAUUUGAUUAUAUUUGUAAAAGUUACUUAGCAUUUGUGCUUAACAGUGAUACGUUAUUCGGUAUUUUUUAUACAAAAAAAAAUUUGGAAAAUAAUUGCUAUGAUUGCACUACUGGGAGUACUCUUCAUUCGAGUUUUACACUACCAAUAAAAAAGGGUCGAAUACAAAGUCUUUGACCUGUUAAAUGUGAACCCCGGACCCCGCUGGUAAAGUCUUUAUGUCUUAAUAAAUCAAUCUUUUAGACCGACGCAAGGUACUUAAUAAUACCCGCGAUAUUAAUUCCCUUACUGAAGUAACAAGAUUACGGUAUAUACCGUCUUAAAAUACUAACUAACUAAAAAGUGUGAAAUAAAAAAGGUAAAUUUAAAAAAUCAAAAAACCCGACUGCUUAAUUAUACUUCAAAUAAAUACUAAAAAGAAAAAAACAAGUCCAUUAGUCUAUAAUUCUGUUAGUAAGGAACAAAGCUACUUUAACAGUCGGGACCCACUGUUGAAAAAUAUUAUGUAUUCUUGAAUAUCUAAUGGGUCCCGACUGUUAAAGUAGCUUUGUUCCUUAUUAACAGAAUUAUAGACUACUGGACUUGUUUUUUUCUUUUCAGUUUUUAUUUGAAGUAUAAUUAAGCAGUCGGGUUUUUUGAUUUUUUAAAUUUACCUUUUUUUUGCAACUAUGAAUGAAAGGAUUGGUGAAAUUCAGCUUGACAGAUUUUAUUUUAGUGUUCAUUCUUUUAAUUAUAAUUCUAAGUUCCGUUUAUUUUUUGAUUUAAUCCCCACAGUAAAAUAUAUUUUCUAAUUUUUAUCAGCCUAUGGUAUUUUACCACUUGUUAUUGUAUAAACAUUCAUAGAUUUAUAAAUAUAGAUACAGUAGUAAUCCAGUAUAAAACUAAAAUAUUGUUUUUUAAUAUCUUUCCUAUAAUUAUACUAUGUAAGCUCAAUUGAAGACAUUCUACAUAACUGAUUAAGUACUAAAAUAAUUGCAAGUAUUUAUAUGUGAGUACUGCGUGGGUCAUACGAUUUCACAAGCUUAAGCGGCUGUCUCUGGGAUUGCUGAAUCCGGGUUCACUUGGUACGCGUCAUGAUGAAUUUCUGUCUACUGUUGAGUGUAACAAUGUGGAUAUAUCUACUAGCAAUCAACGAGAUGUGGCUCCGGGCGGGUGAAGAUGCACGAGUACCUGCAGCGCGCGGAUACAGGUUGCGGCACUUGCCGCGCCCAACUGGCGUGCGCUCGCACUGAGGUGGCGUAGGGUUUUAUCUUAGAUGUGGUUUAUACGCGCGACUUCUCCAGCAUCCCAUAACGCCCACUGUCGAACAAAUGUAGAUAGGUAUCAACCUGGACGAUUUGCUGUAGGUACCGCAUAAUAGACGCUAUGCCAUUCGUUACCGAUACCGAUUUGUUCAUUGCUUCUAUAAACACAUCUAUUGUGUUUAUAGCGAAUCGGUAACCUUUUUCUAUAUCUAUGACCACUUAGUAUUGCUAGGCGAUUUCAUUAAAGAUUUGCUAAAAACUUGCUUGCUUGGGACUUCGUUAGUAUGUAAAUAAGCCAACAUAUUUCAUAGACCACUCUGAAACAUUACUACAUGCAGAGCCAUCUUUCCCAGUGGGCACUUUGGGCAAGUGCCCAGGGCCCCGCGAUCGAUAGGGGGCCCCCUCAGAUCAAAUACAAAAUCCCUAGUUCCUGUUAAAUCACCAAACUGAAGUCAUAGGGGCCCCAUUAUCCUAAUAUGCCAAGGGCCUCCAAUAGGUCAAAGACGGUACUGACUACAUGUAAUAUGCAGCUUAACAAAAAUUAUGAACGUCUAGGUUGACCAUGUGCCUGAUCUAAGUAGCCAUGCUUUUAUUUCUUGCGAGUUGACUUAAGAAAGAGAGAAAACCAAAAUCGUUAGUUAAGUUCAUAACGUACAGACCUAUUAGAUAUAUAAAUUUGGAAAGUUUUAACUGACAUGUGGCUGAGAUACCCUGGGAUAUUAAUACGUUCAUGAAUCUCUAGCUUCAUUUAAUUAACAUAAUUAUAUUAUUUGAUGCUUAUGCUCCCAUAAAAAUAUCAUACGUUAAGUAACAAUGUUACCCCUGGAUAACCCAAACUACCAUAACGAUAAGGCAUAAUAUGAUGCAUCGAAGGAACAAAGCGUACGCAAAAUCUAAAAGGACGAAACAUGAUUCUGAUAAAGUACCUACAUUACAAUAAAUUGAAGAAUAUUGUGAACGUCUUUCAUAACGUGAAAAUUGUAAACAAAGCUGUUUUGAGAGAAAUCGGCAUAUUUUCAAAUUAUAUAAAUAAAAAUAUGAAAGAUCCGCGAGUGUUCUGGAAGAACAUAAAGAAAAAUGUUGUUUAUUUAAAAAAAUAUCUCUGACCCUAAAAAACUAACUAUCACUUUCUCAAAGCUACCUGCCAUUCGCCUAACGGAUAUGCUUUGGAAAACGCUAACGCUUAAGAUUUUAUUUUGUUAUUUCUAGCCGCCUGAGGAUUUUAAAUGCCUCGCGCUCUUUUUUUCUCUUACAUUGGUAAUUACAAUAUUAAAAAAAAUGAGCGUGAGGUAUUUGAAAAACGUUCGGCGAUCAGAAAUAACAAAAUAAAAUCGAAAGCGUUAGCGUUUUCCUAAGCAUUUCCGUUAGGCGAAUGGCCCCCUGGCACUGAUGAUGUUGAUAAAGAUUGUUUAAUGUACCGAAAAUAAAAUCGCUUAAAUUUUUAGAUUUUUCGUUUGAAGCCAUCGAUGGGAUUGUAUUUCAGCAACCACGUGCAUGAGACAGUCGGGCAAUGCUACUAUAGAUUGAAAGUUCUAUAUCGUAUACGUCAGUUUUUAAUACGUUAUCGCCACUAUGGCAAUUAGUUUAAGUACUAGAUCAGAGUACGAGGCCUAUCCAAUUACAGCGAGGAAUGCGAAAGGGAGAUGUGAUCUCCCCGAAGCUGUUUACCGCUGUGCUGCAGGACGUCUUUUCGGCUUCAGAAUUAGAGCGGACUAGGCAUCAACGCCAACGGCGCACUCUCCUUCGAAUUAUCGAUGUUAUAGUCGUAUCGCAGACAGUAGUGUCUCUCAACACAAUAGAAUAGAGGCUAUUCAAAGGCGAUACCCAAGUUCGGUAUGAGGCGUAAGUUGGGCACAUACGAGGCUAGGCUUGAGUAUUUUAAUAUGAACACCCUUCCAUCCAGGCGAGACAUAGCGAAUUUAUCGACACUUCACAAAAUUGUAAACUCUGUUUGGGACGUGGAGGAUCUGUUGAGCCGCUUUUCAUUCAAAGUGGGAGGAAGUAAAAGGGUGCAGAAACUUUUUUCCGUACCAACUUGUAGUAAUAAUGUUAGCUACAAUGACCCAUUAUAUAGAAUGAGCCGGCCCUUAAUGACGUGGAUAUCUUUGCCCUUUCCCACUCCUCUUACUUACGAAUAUGCAGGAGCAAAUUGUAAUUAAAUUGAUUUUUAUUAUUAUCUAUAAUUCUUGAUUAGUACAUACAAAUUUAAUUAUUUCUUUUUUUAAUUGUAAUUCCAUAUUUAUUAUAAUAAUUAUUUUUUCAAAUUUGAGAGCUAAAAUUAAGCAAAUGUCGUGUUCAGCAUCAAUUGGGGUGCCAGUUCAUGUAAUACAAUAAUUAUGUUUAAUAAUAUGUAAGUUAUAAUUUGUACUCUUGUCACUGUACCAUAAAUAAAUAAAUAAACAAUACUCAGCGACCUCAGCAAAUCCUCUCAACUCAGAGCCCAUAUGAACACGAGUAAUCCAAAAAUUAUGUCUUACAAUCAGGUUAUCAAGGGGAGCUCCAAUUUCUACCUUCUAUCCUACCGCUCUUACGGAAUCAGGCUGUUUCCCCCAGAGAUGUGUUAGGACAGUUAGCGAGGAACGUGUUUGUAUUAAACCAAUACAACUUCUCGAGGCGGUUAGUGCAAGCUAUUGCUUAUGCUAUUUCGUCUCUGCUAAUCGUUACAAUAAAACAUGCCGGGAUUGACAAUACUUGAUCUGUGCCACCCACCACUUUAACGAUGGGGUCGAUGGAACCUUUAUAUCCAACUGUCAAAUUAUAUUUUGUAAGGUAAGCUCAUUAAAGGAGUAUUGGAAUAAAACCAGUUAUUAAUAUCAUUGAUGAUUAUUUGCCUCAGCCAUAUAAAACAAAAUGUCCCUGGAAUGAAAUACAUAAAAUAUUCUCACUAGCAUUUAAACCCACAUGCUCAACUGCAAAAAAUGUAUCACCAAAGUGUUUCUAUGGAAAUGGAAUACAAAGGUACUUUGAUUUGCCAGCGGUAUAUUUGAAUUAACCACUAGCAAGUCACUUGCAAAUAUUGAUGUCUAAUUUACAUUAUGUUAACUGUGAUAUUUUGUAUGUAUAUAUAUAUUUAUUAUACUAACUAUGAUGAUAUUACAUAGUGUGAGGUUCUAGUGCAAUCCAUAAAGGAUAAAUUGAACUACUGAUGAGCACAUUGCAUACCAGGACCAGCGUGCAUGUGCUCAUCAUCAUCACUAGCAUAUGCUUCUUCUCUACCUCUGCCUUUCUCACUAGCUGUGUACUCCAUCAAAUUUACUUCCUCCACCUCUUCUCCAGUAGGCAUGACAAAUGCAGGACGAGGAGGUAAUAUACUCUCAAUUUGUUUCAGUUGAUCCUCUGUAGCAAAAUUGUUUUCAGGAAAUACAACAUCAAACUUUACAUAUAAAUUUCCUUUCUCAAAUGGGUUUUUAAAUUGUGGCAUUCCCUCUCCCUGGAUGCCCUUAAGAUCUCCAGGCUUCACAAUAUCUCCAGGAGCUUGUCUAACCAGAAGAUCUCGACCGUCUAAAUGUUUCACAACAAAUUCAAAGCCACAUAAAGCUUCAGUCAAACUUAUCUCACGUUUGAUGACAAGAUCAUCACCAGUUCUUUGAAACACAUCAUGAGUUUUCUGUUGCAACACAAUAAUUACAUCUCCAGGUUGUGUAUCAGGUUGUUGAUCACCUUCACCUCUGAAGAAAAUUUUCUGAUUUUCACGCAUACCUUUCUCAAUAUGAACUUCCAGUAUCUUAGUUUCAUUUAUAACUUUUUUACCUUUGCAUUUAGUGCAUCUAUCUUUUUCAUUUAUAGUUUCUCCUUGGCCAUGACAUGACGGGCACCUUGUCUGGAAUUGUCUGGUCAUAUGUGGGGCAAUCUGUUGAUAAGACACUUUCAAACCUUGACCAUGACAAUCUUUACAUGUUACAACUGAUCCUGGUUUUCCACCAAAUCCCUUGCAAUGACAACAGAUCACAUUUUUACUAAGUUGCAGUUUUGCUGUUUUACCCAUAUACAUGUCUUCUAAUGAUACUUUAAGUGUAUGUAUAGUAUCUUCACUACGAGCAGGCCCUCUACCUCUGCUCCCACCACCCAUCCCAAAAAUGUCACCAAAGAAAUGUCCGAAUAUAUCAUCAGGUUGAAAACCUCCGGAACCACCACCGCCUUCUUGAAGCCCUUUUAAUCCGUAUUUAUCAUAAAUCUGUCUUUUCUUCGGAUCUGAUAAUACUUCAUAUGCAUAACUUAUUUCUUUAAAUUUAUCACCCGCAGCUGGAUUUUUAUCUGGAUGGAAUUCUUUUGCCAAUUUGUGAUAACUCUGUAAGCAAAAAUUUAUAGAUACAUGACAAAAUU
Messenger RNA from Chilo suppressalis (striped riceborer), 10543 nucleotides. Lineage: Eukaryota; Metazoa; Arthropoda; Insecta; Lepidoptera; Crambidae. The record is from the annotation of a GenBank genome assembly.